AUGGCUUUCAUGAACGCCGCCUUGUUCGCCGGCCUGAAGAACGUCCAGUGCUAUGAGCAAGCUCAUCAAUUCGGUGAGGUCGGUGCUGGCGUGGAUAUCUCCGCCAAUGCCAACCGCAUCCUCGAUGCGUUCGGUCUUCAAGAGGCUUUGAUCAGCCGCUCUUCGCCUCAGCUGCCUCAUUAUAUGCAGUAUCAUAAUUACCAGACUGGCGAAUAUCUCGCUCAUAUUGAAGAGUUUUCGAAGCCGCACGCACGCCUGAUUCACCGCGCUCAUCUCCUGGAUUCCCUUAAGGAGCCUGUGCCAGAGGAUCGCCUUCACUUGCAGAAACGUCUCGCAUCUCUCGAUCGUAACACCAGCCCUGAUGCCGCACCGUACACCCUUCACUUCGAGGACGGUACCACUGUCGACGCUGAUAUCGUAAUCGGUUGCGAUGGUAUCAAGAGCAGGGUUCGCCGCGAGCUAGGCUUUGGUGACUCCCCCAACUAUUCUGGCCAGGUUGUCUACCGUGGUUUCGUCGAGUAUAAGGAUCUACCUGAAGAGACCUCCAAGCUCCUUCGCAAUGUCGUCAACUUUCGUGGCCCGAAGCGCCAUGUUCUGUGCCUGCCUAUUGGCAACCCAAUUACAAAGACUGACCGUAUCGGUGUCAUUGGAUUCAUGUCUGAAUCGCUUGAAUCCUGGAACAGCGAGAACUGGAUGGCUCGCGCGGAGAUUGAAACACUCCACGAGCAUGUGAAAGACUGGUGCCCACAGGUCCAAGAUAUGAUCAAGGCGUUGCACAAAGGCUCGCCUGAUGGCCGUAUGAUGAAGCAAGCACUAUAUGUUCGCGACCCAAUCGCCAAGUGGUUUGAGAUUGCAGAGGGCCAGAGCAACGCAGGUAUUGCUCUUCUUGGUGACGCAGUUCACUCCACUCUUCCUCAUCAAGGUCAGGGAGUCUGCAUGGCGAUCGAGUCCGGUAUCGCUCUGGCUACCAUCCUCGCCCACUGGAAGAAUGAUGACCUGCACGCUGCAUUCCAAUUCUACCAAGACUUGCGCAAAGCUCGCACUGAUCGGGUCACAAGGACCAGUUUCGAGGCUGGCAAACUGGCCAGUUCCGAUGACCCUGAUCAUUUCAGCGAGACUUUCAACCAGGACGCGCUGAUGGAGCGUAUGAAGUGGAUUAUGAAGUACAAUGUUCGGGAAGACCUGAAAUCAAAGGGUGCCGAGUACAUGGACUUCCACGAUUCCCGAGUCUAA
Penicillium maclennaniae is the source of this 1233-nucleotide messenger RNA. RefSeq lists its product as uncharacterized. Gene Ontology annotation, molecular function: FAD binding. Bases 1 to 1233 code for a protein of 410 amino acids. The record is from RefSeq and is a predicted model, not a curated record. Gene Ontology annotation, biological process: secondary metabolite biosynthetic process. Lineage: Eukaryota; Fungi; Ascomycota; Eurotiomycetes; Eurotiales; Aspergillaceae. The transcript has 2 exons.